GAACGUGCACACGCAGUCGCACCCACGCGCACCCCUCCUCGAGGACUUCCCCUUCUCCCCCUCCACCACCACCAGCGCUUGCUUCGCCAUUCCGCCUCCGCCGCCGCCGCCGCCGCCGCCGCCGCCGCCCCCGCCUGCCGCCUCCUCCUGCUGCUGCUCGUAGUCGCGGCUUGCCGGUGCUGUGCGCCGGGGGCGGGUUGCUUCUGUUGGGGGGAGAUCUCGGGGUGGUUUUACGUUUGGCCGCUUGAGUUGAGGGUUGAGGCGUUUGGUGGAGGAGGAGGUGGUGGUGGUGGUGGUGGAGGAGGAGGGGUUUCUGUGGUUGGUGAGGUUGGGGUGGGGCUUGGAGUAAGCGGAGGAGGGGGAGGGGGUGGUGGUGGUGGUGGUGGGGAGGUCGUCGGCUCGUCGGGGGGAGGUCGGGAUGUACGGGCCGCCGUCCCGCGGCGUCGGGGCCGCCGGCGAGCAGCCUAGGGUUUACCAAGUUUGGAAGGGAAGCAACGAGUUUUUCUUGCAAGGGCGGUUCAUUUUUGGGCCCGAUGUGAGAUCCUUGUUUCUCACUAUAUUCCUCAUUGUUGCACCAGUAUUAGUCUUCUGUAUAUUUGUGGCCAGGCAUCUGAUCAAUGACUUCCCUGAUCACUGGGGAGUUUCAGUUAUGGUCAUAGUGGUUGUCUUCACAAUAUAUGAUUUGACAUUGCUGCUUCUUACCUCUGGUAGAGACCCUGGUAUAGUUCCACGUAAUACUCAUCCACCUGAGCCUGAAUCGAUUGAUGGGGGCAGUGAUAUGGGAAAUGGACAGACUCCGCAACAACUGCGUUUACCACGAACAAAGGAUGUUUUUGUUAAUGGAGUCAUUGUUAAGGUCAAAUACUGUGACACCUGCAUGCUGUACCGGCCACCUCGAUGUUCUCACUGUUCUAUAUGUAAUAACUGUGUGGAGCGUUUUGAUCAUCACUGCCCUUGGGUUGGGCAAUGCAUAGGACGAAGAAAUUACCGAUUCUUCUACAUGUUCGUAUUCUCAACUACAUUACUAUGCCUCUAUGUAUUUGGCUUCUGCUGGGUGUACAUUGUUAAAAUCAGAGAUGCAGAGCAUUCUUCGAUUUGGAAAGCAAUGUUGAAGACACCAGCAUCAAUUGUUCUGAUUAUCUACUGCUUUAUUUGCGUGUGGUUCGUUGGUGGUUUGUCUGUCUUUCAUUUCUACCUGAUGAGCACCAAUCAGACAACCUAUGAGAACUUUAGGUAUCGAUAUGAUCAACGGGCUAACCCAUAUAACAGAGGUAUGGUGAACAACUUUCUGGAGAUCUUCUGCACCGCAAUUCCUCCUUCCAAGAACAAUUUCCGAGCUAGGGUCCCAGUAGAUCAAGGUCUACAACAAAUACGAACGCCUGCUAGGGGUUUCAUGAGCCCGAACAUGGGUAAACCAGUUGGAGAUCUUGAAUUGGGUAGGAAGCCUGUAUCAUGGGAUGAGCCUCGGUCAGCAGCAGAUAUAAGAGAUUUAGAAGUUGGUCUCGGGGGGCUCUUGGAUGAAAAAGAGGGUAGAAUAGCCCAUGCAUCGCCAGAUCUUAGCAGAGGACAUCUUCCGGCCGAGCUUGUGGAAGGUAGGGCUGGUAUGCACUCGAGACGAUCAAGCUGGGGUCACAGAAGUGGAACCUCUGAGUCAAUGGACAGCAUCGCAGUGCAGAUGGGAACUGAAGCUAACUGGGGUUCAAUGAGUAGUGGCCAUGGCACCACCAGUUCAACCCACUAGCAAACAUCAGCACAUUUCUGACGCUGCAUCUGCAUCGAAUGGAUCCACCUCAUGAAUGAAGAACCAACCGUGUGUUUACUCUCUUGAUCUCUCUUCCUGUGCUGCUUCACCUAGCAUAUACACAGUGCUUUCUUCCUUCUGUCCUCUGUUGUUCCAUCCUUGGAAGGGCAUCUAUUGAUGCACGUCCCUCAUUUCUAGUUGUCGUAAGCAAAAAUAACAGAAGGUCCUUAACUCAUGCGUGGCUUGGAUUAUCUAUUUGUAUAUAUCGAGUCUGUAAGCAAGGUUAUCUUGUUUGGUUUGGUUUGGUUUGGUUUUCGACGUUCUGAUGUAACUGUACCAUGCUGCUCGACUCUUACUCCAGAAAUACUACCCCCCAAAUCAUCCCCAUUUU
Molecule: messenger RNA, 2132 nt
Organism: Oryza brachyantha (malo sina)
Lineage: Eukaryota; Viridiplantae; Streptophyta; Magnoliopsida; Poales; Poaceae
Product: probable protein S-acyltransferase 7
Exons: 5
Coding region: 419-1741 (440 amino acids)
Biological process (GO): protein targeting to membrane; peptidyl-L-cysteine S-palmitoylation
Cellular component (GO): endoplasmic reticulum; Golgi apparatus
Molecular function (GO): protein-cysteine S-palmitoyltransferase activity
Source: RefSeq, a predicted model, not a curated record